UCCUAUCACGGUGGCACGAGAACCGUAUUUAACUCCGCCCAUUCUUGUCCAGUAUAUUUCAUUGGGUACCGUCCCAUCUGAUGAUACGUUUAAGGCAGUUUAUUUAAUAAAAGAAAAAAAUCCCGCAAAGCCUUGAAAAUAGCGAAAGGAAAAAUACGUCAGUCAAAUAUUUCGACAAUUUGAGGAAAAAAUAUUGUCCUACCCUCAGCCGUUUACGGGGCCCUAGCUUUAAAUUGUCGCUGUUCUUGAGAAAGCCAGCGUUGUGUGGAAGUGUUAAUCAAACUCUAUAUUUGAUGCCCAGUUACACCCCGUUUUGUUGCUUCAUUGAUCACCUAACAUACCUAUAUCAGACGAGGGAAACAGUAGUCCACUUCAGGACUCCUUGACGGUUAAAUUGCAAUGAAUCAUCUUGCAUGAAAAUUAUAAACUGCGAAAAGUUGAAUUCUUACAUAGCAAUUACUAUAAAAAAAAACUGGGAUUAUCUAAAGUAGCUAUGGAGGAAGAGUUUAAAAACUGAGCUGAGGUGUUAGAAAUACUGAAAUAAUGUCAUCGCCAUCGUCACCAAACGUUCUCCCAAAUUCCGAUGAUGUCGUUGUUGACAAAUCGAAUUCAGAGGAGGAAACAGAUAGAAAAUUUAAGGAAGAAGAAGAGAUCAUCGACAGAACAGAAGAUGAAAACAAUCGUUUUCAACCAACAUUUCCCAUCAUUCAAAGACCUAUUGCAACUACCCCAAAACGGUCAUUUUUUAUCACAGACAUUCUGUCAGAAGACAAAUCGUCCCCGAGAACUUGCUCGGCCUUCAGACCUCUACGAGUUCCAUCGUCGUUAAUAGCUAAUCCUGGCAGCGUGGCUGAACACUGUUUGAACUUUUCUUCUCUCAAAAGUCAUUCAGAGAUAGACAAAGCCAGUGAAAGUAAAACUUUUGACGACGACGAAGAUAUAGACGACGAUGAAGAUGACGAAGAUGAUGACGAUGAUAAAAACAGUGAAACAAAUCGGGGUUCAUGUACAUCGCCUGACGAUUCUUCAGGUGGAAUCUUAAAGCAGAAAAAGCCCAGAAAGGCGCGAACGGCCUUCACCGAUCAUCAGCUGAACAGCUUGGAGAAGAGUUUUGAGCGACAGAAAUACCUUAGCGUUCAGGAUCGAAUGGAACUGGCCUCUAAGCUUAAUCUGACAGACACACAGGUGAAAACCUGGUACCAAAAUAGAAGAACCAAAUGGAAGCGACAGACAGCUGUUGGACUAGAGCUUCUAGCAGAAGCCGGGAAUUUUGCUGCCGUUCAACGUCUAAUCCAAAGCAACCCGUACUGGUUCACUUAUCAUCCACAGGCUACCUCCAUCAUCUCAAACAUCGACGCCAUGUAUUACCGCCAUAAUGAAACGUCUAUCACCCAAAGACCAACACUACCGCGCAUGCUCAUUCAUGGGAUUCAGCAACACAUAAAUCACAUGUCACCAACAAACUCAUUGUUUUCCGAGAGUAGGAAUUAGAUGAAGUGUUAUAUCUGGAUUUUUGCUAAAUGAGUUAAUAUUGAGAUUGACGACUUUAUUCCGGUAGCCGUAUUAAAGAUGAUUUGACAAUGAUGCUAAACAUUAUGCUGCUUUUCUUUUUUUUUUUUUAAUUUCUAAAAAGAGAAGCGUAGAAUUUUAGUCAAUUGCAAUUUGUCAUUUGUUCUCUAUAUGUAUUUAUUAUGUAAAUUGUGACAAGAUAAUAAAAUUUUUAAACUGAU
Messenger RNA from Magallana angulata, 1730 nucleotides. RefSeq names its product barH-like 1 homeobox protein. The coding region runs from base 544 to 1491 and encodes 315 amino acids. The transcript has 3 exons. Gene Ontology annotation, biological process: regulation of DNA-templated transcription. The record is from RefSeq and is a predicted model, not a curated record. NCBI's taxonomy places the organism in Eukaryota, Metazoa, Mollusca, Bivalvia, Ostreida, Ostreidae. Gene Ontology annotation, molecular function: DNA-binding transcription factor activity, RNA polymerase II-specific; DNA binding.